Messenger RNA from Abrus precatorius (Indian licorice), 1365 nucleotides. RefSeq names its product amino-acid permease BAT1 homolog. The coding region runs from base 16 to 1365 and encodes 449 amino acids. Lineage: Eukaryota; Viridiplantae; Streptophyta; Magnoliopsida; Fabales; Fabaceae. The record is from RefSeq and is a predicted model, not a curated record. Gene Ontology annotation, biological process: transmembrane transport; gamma-aminobutyric acid transport. The transcript has 7 exons. Gene Ontology annotation, molecular function: L-alanine transmembrane transporter activity; gamma-aminobutyric acid transmembrane transporter activity; L-lysine transmembrane transporter activity. Gene Ontology annotation, cellular component: membrane.
GGUGGCCCUGUUUCAAUGCAAUACGGGUGGUUUUUAGCUUCUACUUUCACCAUGUUUGUUGCACUGUCAAUGGCUGAAAUUUGUUCAGCAUAUCCAACUUCUGGUGGUCUUUACUAUUGGAGUGCCAAGCUUGCUGGCCCUGGAUGGGCACCCUUUGCCUCUUGGAUCACUGGCUGGUUCAAUAUUAUUGGCCAGUGGGCAGGGACAACAAGUGUAGAUUUUUCACUUGCACAACUAAUUCAGGUUAUCAUUCUCCUUAGUACUGGUGGGAAAAAUGGUGGUGGAUAUAUGGCAUCUAAAUAUGUAGUUAUUGCUUUUCAUGGGAGGAUCUUGCUCCUGCACGGUAUAAUAAACACCCUUCCUGUCUCUCUGAUAGCAUUCUUGGGACGGUUAGGUGCCAUCUGGAAUGUUGUAGGAGUUUUCGUCCUUAUGAUUCUCAUUCCAUCUGUUGCAACCGAAAGGGCUAGUAUAGAGUUUGUUUUCACUCAUUUCAAUGCUAAAAAUGAGGAUGGAAUCAAUAGCAGACCCUACAUAUUUCUCUUGGGACUUCUAAUGAGUCAGUAUACCCUUGCUGGGUAUGAUGCAUCAGCUCAUAUGACAGAGGAAACAAAAAGUGCUGAUAGAAAUGGACCAAAAGGAAUUAUCAGCGCUGUUGGGAUAUCCAUUAUUGUUGGAUGGGGUUACAUACUAGGCAUUACCUUUGCAGUUACUGACAUCCCUUACCUUUUGAGUGAAAAUAAUGAUGCUGGUGGGUAUGCCAUUGCUGAAAUAUUUUAUCUUGCAUUCAAGAAAAGAUAUGGCAAUGGAAUUGGGGGUAUUAUUUGCUUGGUAAUUGUUGCUGUUGCCGUGUUUUUUUGUGGUAUGACUUCAGUCACAAGCAAUUCAAGGAUGGCUUAUGCUUUCUCAAGAGAUGGGGCAUUGCCACUAUCGCCAUUGUGGCGUGAAGUUAACGUGCAUGAGGUUCCCACAUAUGCAGUUUGGCUUUCCGUUUUUAUAUCAUUUUGCAUGGCACUAACGUCUCUAGGAAGUACUGUGGCAUUUGAAGCUAUGGUGUCCAUAUCGGUGAUUGACCUCUAUGUUGCUUAUGCCUUACCAAUCUUCUUUAGAGUGACCUUAGCACAGAAGCAUUUCGUUCCUGGGCCUUUCAACUUGGGCCGUUACGGAUUCACUAUGGGCUGGGCUGCAGUUCUUUGGGUGAUUAUUAUCUCUGUACUUUUCUCAUUGCCUGUGUCCUACCCAAUAACCAUUGAGACUCUUAACUACACCCCUGUUGCUGUUGGGUGUUCGCUUAUUUUUGUAGUUUCUUACUGGAUAUUCAGUGCUCGGCAUUGGUUUAAAGGCCCUAUAACCAAUGUGAAAAACUGA